AUGGUAGUCAAGAACGAGACCACGAGGAAUGGGCACGAGCUGGCUCCGCUGAACGAGAACCGUCAGCCCGGGCAGAACGUGACGAUCGUCGUGACUGGCACGCAAAAUGCCGCCGCGGGACAGGAGACCAAGGAGGAUAACAGGGCGGCAUGGAGCGGGAAGAUGCAGUUCUUCCUCAGCAUCAUCGGGUACAGCGUGGGCCUCGGGAACAUAUGGAGGUUCCCUUAUCUGUGCCAACAGAAUGGAGGAGGUGCCUUUCUUAUCCCUUUUUUCGUGAUGCUAAUCCUGGAGGGCGUGCCCCUAUUUCUGAUCGAGCUGGGUCUCGGUCAACGUAUGCGUCAGGGUGCCCUCGGCGUCUGGAACACGAUACACCCUUGGCUGGGCGGCAUAGGGAUCGCCUCGUGUAUCGUCACCUUCUUCGUAGCGCUCUAUUACAACGUGAUCAUCACUUGGUGCUUCUAUUACCUGUUCAACUCGCUCGAGGCCGUCACGAUUAAAUUCGGCGAUCCAUUGCCAUGGGCGAAAUGCCCGGAAGUGGACGGUAAGCCGGUCGAAGAGUGCGUGAAGAGUUCAGAGACCGCCUACUUCUGGUACAGAACAACGCUGGACGCGGCGCCCUCGAUCGAGGCCGGUCAGAGCCUGAAGUGGUGGAUCGUGCUCUGUCUGCUGUUGAGCUGGGUCAUCGUCUUCUUUAUCGUGAUGAAGGGAAUACAAUCGUCGGGAAAGGUGGUAUAUUUUACAUCCAUGUUCCCGUAUUUGGUGCUUACUAUCUUUUUUAUUCGUGGAAUAACGUUAAAAGGUGCCAGCGCUGGAUUGGCCCAUAUGUACACGCCAAAGAUCGAGAAACUGUUAGAGCCGACGGUCUGGCUCGACGCUGCGACGCAGGUAUUUUACAGUUUCGGGCUAGCGUUCGGCAGCCUGAUCGCGUUCGGUUCGUACAACACGCCGGACAACCACUGCGUCCGGGACGUGAUACUGGUCAGCACUUGUAACGCGUUCACCGCGAUUUACGCGAGCGUCGUGAUAUUCGCCAUACUGGGCUUCAAGGCGAUGACGAACGUCGACAAGUGCAUAGCCAGCAACAAAGACAUACUGUUCGAAAACGGACUGAUCUCUCACCUGAACAUCACCAUGGACCAGUACGAAGACGUUGUAAAUAAGUUGAACGUGUCCGCGCUGAACCAAACGCUCGGCAGGUGUAGCCUGAGCGAACAGCUCGACAACGCCGCCGAAGGAACAGGACUGGCGUUCAUAGUGUUCACGCAGGCCAUAGUCGAGCUGCCGGGUGCGCCAUUUUGGUCCUGCAUUUUCUUCAUGAUGCUCCUCGCUCUUGGUCUGGGCUCCCAGAUCGGUAUACUGGAGGGUAUGCUGUGCGUCAUCUUCGACAUAGACCUCUUCAAAAGAAUAAAGAAGCAGUACAUGACAGGCGUUGUCUGUAUCGUCUGCUUCUUCGUCGGCUUGAUCUUCUGCACCGGCGCCGGAGAGUACUGGCUGAAGAUGUUCGACAGUUUCGCAGGCACUAUUGGUUUAGUAAUGGUCGCCCUCAUGGAAAUGCUUUCCGUCGUCUUCAUCUACGGCCAUGAAAAGUUCACUAAGGAUAUCGAGGAAAUGACGGGAUACAGACCGGGAACGUACUGGCAGGUGACAUGGCGGUUCCUAGCUCCCAUAAUCAUGGUGUGCAUUCUUGUGUCCAGUAUAGCCUCCAUGUUCAUCAAGAAGCCUCAGUAUUCCGCGUGGGACGCCACGCAGGGGAUGGCGGUGGCCACCGAUUAUCCGGGCUGGGUGCUGGCCAUAGCGGUCGUGAUCAUUUUCGCGGGCAUCGCGCCAAUACCGAUCGUUUUCUGCCUGAGGCGGUUCCAGUGCGUCAAGCUGGACGUUGACAUCCAUCAAGGAAGCAUACGACGCAUCGACACCACGGUCUCCACCAAGGAAAUGAUGGGCGACGUCGAUCUGGACGAGUAUCACGACAGGCUCGAGGACUUCCCCGAGGAGGACGAGGACAUAAACAGCGACGACGACAACAACAGCGCGCCCCCGAUCACGAAGAUCGUGCCCAACAAGCUGCAGGGCAAGCCGUUCAAGAUGGAGGUGAUGGACUUCUGAGCCGACCGUCGCCUCGCUGGGUCCGCAGCCUCUUCCAGCUCUCCCGGGCCAAGGAGAGACCGGCGAGAAUCGAACAGCGCGUGAAACACCGCGCGCCCGUUGCCGGACACGCCAGGAACGGGGCGAUCGGUGUUCCGCUCCGAAAGCAAUACUUUUAAACUUCCGUCGAAAAACCGCCGCGGCGGGGAUCAGAGCCGCGCGAGGCGAAUUAACGAAAAGAGUAAAAUAUUCAGAGGAAGAGAAAUCGACUAAAGAAACAUAGAACAUACCGGGGAGAAGGGGAAAGAUCAGAGACGACCAACAGCGAACGUUCGGCGUCGCUCGAGAGCCGGUCGAGAACAGGUGUCCGAGCCUCGGCCUCGUCGAUUCGUUCGCUCGACUCUAAGACGAAACGUUUCCGACCGGCCUGAACGUGAUCCGCGACGAUCGUUCGUUUAGAACCACGAUUUCUAUCUUUUCAAUCCGGAGAACCGAUCGAUCGUUCGCUUGUCGGAUCUUUUGGCUAACGCGUUUGCUACCAGCCCGUGCUAAUAUACUUUAUUAUAAAAGACGCUCGGCGAUUGAAUAUUGAUCGGUGUACGUUUAAGAGAUAUUAUUAAUGAUUACUAAAUUAUAGCGAGACUACGUUGUAUUUACGAUAUUAAGAGAACGCGAGUUCGAAAUGUUCCUUAAAUUAAGAUACUCGAGCAAUAAGCUUGUCUGAUUUUCAUCGUGAAUCGAUGGUCUCUGUUACGUUGCGCGCUAUUGUUAUUUACUGUCAUUACGGAUUGAAGUUUUGAUACGCCACAAAUCGAUGCCUCCGCUCUGUUACAUAUUUUGCUAGGGUUCUUUCGAGGGAAGAUUCUUGGCAAUCGUUGAAUGCCCGUUAAUUGCGAGGAACGUCGGCUGGCAGAGACGGCGGUGGCAAACGUGUUAGACAAAACGAACAUCCAGGCGGGUAAUUAUCCACGAAGCAAUCGAGCCGCGUGCACCCGCGCCAAGAUUAGACUUCCUCCCUCGCGAAGAAGCGAGCCGCGCCGACAUCAGUCUCCCUCGUUCUUAUUUAGAGAAAGAGUGCCGUCUGCAUUCAUGUCCCUCGGUGCGAAUCACGCGUUUCAGUCGGUCUUCCGCGUUCUCGAACUUCACUGAAAAUAUACAGGGUGUUAAGAUAUCGUUAGGGGUGGGAGCAGCGCGACGAAAUCGUUCAGACGGAUCUCCGAUCGCUGUAGCUCUGACAAAUCAAAGUAAUCUUUCUGGCGUCUUGUACAGACCACCGCGGUGCAUCUAGUACCUGUCGCUGUUAACACUAGAACUACUCCCAACAAAAUCGCAACGAUACGUUUCUCAAGAUUCGGCCGGUAUCCUCGUGCACGUACAAAUCGACGAAUUUCGUUCGACGGUAUCCACGCAGAAAUAUCUUCAACAUUCAAAAGCUGACUGGUGAAAUUCACGAGAACAAUUUCAAUGAUUUCAACUCGAAUUAUUAUUACGAAAUAAACAUUCCACGGUAGAUCUAGUGUUAAACACGAGGACGAAUGAGUUUCGAUCGUUUUCUCCCUGUUAAAAGCGCAUCGCGACAAUUGUCUCCGUUACGAUUCCGCGUUUACAAAUCAUAUCUCCUGAUACCUAUGGAUCUCGACGAAGUAUUUUCUUAAACGAAAUAUAAAAUAUCUAUAAAAGGAAUCUCGUAAUUCUACGGAUCGAUGAUUCCUUCGAGGAUUGUAGCGUACGAUAGCCGAGUUGCGAGCGAUUCCCUGUCGUACCGGUAACAUUGCAAUAACGUGUCCGUGCCGCGAUGGCAACGAUCGGUUCGCCGCGCGUUAUUUUUCAACCCUGUCGGAAGAUCGACUCGCAGACGGCGCCCACGUUCCUACUGCUUCCAAACCUCAGGGGUAAGAGAAACGAUAGGAGGAGUUGCGAACCGCGAGAAACCUAAGCUAGGGGCGAAUUAGCCAGCUCGUCCAAAUAGCGCCGUACGAGUAGGGCGUAGCGUACGAUAGACGGUACCUCGUUGCGACUACGUAUUCCUAGUGAAUAGUCGGUGGAGACGAUACAGUGCGACCGUGAGCAUGUUCCGCCCUUCAAAGUCACCUAACCGCUUCUACAACCGACCCAACCUUCUCAAAGACGAACAAACAGAAGAAGAAACAAAGAAAUCUGAAAGAACAAAAGAUGUUCGAGCUUCUACAUAGCUGAACCUGUAUUCUACAUUUUAUAUCUAAUUUUCUUAACGCUAGAACUACCAGGUUGUUAAUCUACCGUUUCUUUAUCGUUGAGAUUUCAAUUGACGUAUACCUUAGCUUGCGCAUGAAAUCAAGUUAUUCGGUAAUUUCCAAAGAAUAGCAAUAAUCGCGAUCGAGGAAUUUAGCAAUGGAUCAUUUCGAGAGUUCUAGCAGCGAGAAAUUGGAACGAGCAAGCGGUGAAGUGUCUUUGAACGGGGGCACGUGUGUCCAUUAAAAAACUUCAGAGUUUUAUGUAGUUGAUCAUUGCUUGUUGCUUUUAGAGGAGGAGUCGAACCUAUAGAAACAAUCUGCUCGUACAGAGGCGAACAUGUCCGAGGAACAGCACGGUUUUGUUACCGCGUCGGGUUUCGAGGUAAUUAAGAAUUGUUUCUACAAGUACCAGACCUCCGUCGAACGAACGUUAUUUAUCCUGUUACGACACGCGAGACCGAAGUCACAGCCAGAAGCGAAUUACUUUAGCUACCAUCCGAUUUCACGGGCGAGCUGUACGUUAUCCUCGUCCACCAAGAGUACUUCCGACUCGCUAGAAUCCGAUUACUCGAACGACGAAGCAUAGAGAAAGAAGUUCCGUCGAUUUUGGUGGUCGCGUUUCCGAGGAGCGACGGGUCACAGAAUAUUGUUUUUUUCUCAUCGCCGUACUUAAAGGGGAACGAACGAAGGAAAUGAGUCUCGCGACUUAUCCCUUCGCCGAAGAAGCCGGACGUCCGUCGUUCGACGAACCGGAAAUGGAGAUGACGCUACCCCGGACGCCUGAGCGUUCGAACAGGUACGACGUGAACCGAACACACGAGACGCGACGCUUUGUGAUCAAUUAUUAUGAAACUAUUAAAUUAUUAUAUUACCAUUAAAACCGUUGCGCUUUUCUCUUUCGAUAUUUUCUCGAUUCUCUUUUCUUCGACGAUCGGAGAACCUGGAAAUUACUCGUCUCAUCGAUUCGUUCAUCCUUUCCUUCGACGACCGAAGAACCUGGAAAUUAUUCAUAUCGCUGAUUCGUUAAUCCUUUUCUCUGACGUCUUAAGAACCUAUUAUUAAUCUGACCGAUUCAUUCUUACCGUCCAACGUUAUCCAAGAUAAUUCGUUCAACUGUUUACGACUGCGUCGAUCUAAUUAGACGUUCGAUCAAACCAUUCGGUUCGCGUGUUGAUCAGAGAGUACUUCGCGGUACGUCCUUUAGAAAUACACUAUCUCGUGUGUCCGGUUCGAGUGAACAAUCCGAAAACGAAAGACCGUAGAACACGGCCGCGAUACUCGCGAACUUCCGUCGAAAAUGACGCACGUUUGCUCGACGAGGCCCGGCACGAGUGGCCUCUCGGGAGCAUCGACGGCCAUUACUAAACUGCGGAUCCUCAUGCCAGUUCCCAUUUUCACAGAGCAUUCGAUAGAACCCGGAAUAAAGAAGCUGAUUUCGUUGAUUGCAAGAUUCCCCAUGGUAAAAAUAAACUAAGCAAGAAGUUCGUUAACUUGACAUUGACCACCAGCAGAAUCUUGAACGUUCUAUCGAUUAUUCGUAACGGAGAUGAACAGACACAAUUGUCAACUGUUCGUUGUCACGUUUAAAUUGAUUUCAAUUAGCCAGAAGUGCUGUCGCGAUAAGUCGGAAUGAAAUU
Molecule: messenger RNA, 5932 nt
Organism: Nomia melanderi (Alkali bee)
Lineage: Eukaryota; Metazoa; Arthropoda; Insecta; Hymenoptera; Halictidae
Product: sodium- and chloride-dependent transporter XTRP3
Biological process (GO): nitrogen compound transport; amino acid import across plasma membrane; sodium ion transmembrane transport
Cellular component (GO): plasma membrane
Molecular function (GO): amino acid:sodium symporter activity; glycine transmembrane transporter activity
Source: RefSeq, a predicted model, not a curated record